Molecule: messenger RNA, 1917 nt
Organism: Colletotrichum orchidophilum
Lineage: Eukaryota; Fungi; Ascomycota; Sordariomycetes; Glomerellales; Glomerellaceae
Product: PX domain-containing protein
Exons: 5
Coding region: 1-1917 (638 amino acids)
Biological process (GO): retrograde transport, endosome to Golgi
Molecular function (GO): phosphatidylinositol binding
Source: RefSeq, a predicted model, not a curated record
AUGUGGAACGAUGAGGAUAACAAUCCUUAUGGCGAGGGCUUUGACCGGAGAGAUAGCCUGACUUCCUCUUCGGCCAACCCAGCCUCUCCUACUACUCGUGAGUAUCUGGAUGAUUCUUCAGACAGUACUGAUGCCGAGUGGGAGUCUCUAGACCAGCGAUUCGACAUCCCUCAGACCCCAUCGACUACAAGUGAUGAGGCCCCUCAGAACCGCUCCCAUACCCUCGAAGACAGCGAUGUCGAGAGCAGCGACAAUGAGCCGAUUGCUAGAGACAGAGGCGAUCUUGUCCCGCGCCCCAAGCCCGGCGGCUACGAAAGCCGCGUCGAACAGAUCCUCUGGGAAAAUCCGGCCAUGACUAUCCUCAUUACUGAUGCAGGAAAAAGCGCGGAAAGCGGAGGAAAAUAUAUCGUGUACACCAUCCGGACGGGCAACCUCGAAGUACGCCGACGAUACUCGGAAUUCUCGUCUUUGCGUGAGGCAUUGACCCGACUGCACCCUACUCUAAUCAUUCCACCUAUCCCCGAGAAGCACACCAUGGCCGACUACGCCGCGAACCCUACGAGCGCAAAGCAAGAUCAGCAGAUUAUUGACCUGCGCAAGCGCAUGCUUGCGGUGUUUUUGAAUCGAUGCCGACGCAUGGAGGAGGUCCGAACAGACGGUGUUUGGUGGAGAUUUCUUGACCCCAAUGCCAGUUGGAGCGAGGUAUUGCACUCUCACCCAGUGGCUUCGGUGCCCAAAUCAAUCCUGAAGGCGCCUCCUCUGGACCCCGCGAACCCUACCCCUGCUCACAACUUCCUCCCUGUGCCAUCGACUUCGGCUAAGCUCAAGACGACGGGAGGUCCUGGUGUCGAUCCUGGAGCGAUCUCUGGCACCGGUUCUCACGUCUUUGGCCGGUUCCCCCCCGACAGCCACACCCUGAGCGAGCAAGAACUUGACCCCUACUUCAUUACGUAUGAGGCAUCAAUCAAGGAAAUGGAGCAGCUUUUGUCCGGUUCUAUGGAAAAAGUCAAUCGCCGGACCUUGAGCCACCUGUCCGCGCUGGCGGCUGAUCUGUGUGAAUUGGGUUCCAAGUUCAACGCUUUCGCGUUGUCAGAACAAGCUCCUUCUUUGGGUCCAGCCCUUGAGAGAGUAGGACAGGCAGCGGAUUCCUCCUACAUCGCAACCGAGGAACUCUCUGGCUCUCUAGGUGCCAGUUUCGCGGAGCCCAUGCGAGAGAAUGCGCAGUUCGCAGGCGUUGUUCGCAGCGUGCUAAAAUACAGAGUGCUCAAGCGGGUACAGCAGGAGCAGACGAGCGAUGAACUUAGCAAGAAGAUCACGCUACUGGACCAGUUGGAGCGCAGCGAGCAGGAAGCCAAGCGCAUCGAGCAGUACUUGAGCAGCAGCCAGCAGAUUGUACCGGCACCGAAACGAUCUACGAGCCUUAGAGAGGCGAAUUCAUCACACCAUCAGCGCGAGGGCAGUGCUGAAGACACGGCUUCCAUCGACUCCGACUUUCCUCCUACUCACGGCGAGCCAGUCCCGACCGCAACUCAAGGAGUUCCACAGAGAAGCAACUCUACCCCAGGCCAUAAGAAGGCCGCGAGCAGCAACUCCAUCACGAACAAGAUUUUCGGACCAAUUCGUCACGCUAUUCAAGGUGUGGCUGACGUCGAUCCCGAAAGAACUCGUCGUGACAUGAUCGGAAAGACCAGGGAGAGUAUCGAGCAGCUUGAGCAGGCGAAGGUGGUCUCUGAACAUGAUGUGAAGGAGGCCAGCGCAAGUAUUUUGAAGGACCUGAAGAGGUUCCAGGGAGAUAAGGAAGAAGACCUGCGUCGUUACAUGUUGGCUUAUGCCAAGAGCCAAAUUGAGUGGGCGAAGAAGAACAAGGAGACGUGGGAAGAUGCCAAAGCCGAAGUCGCCAAGAUUGACGAAAGUUAG